This is a messenger RNA of Epinephelus lanceolatus (giant grouper), 1806 nucleotides long. The record is from RefSeq and is a predicted model, not a curated record. Lineage: Eukaryota; Metazoa; Chordata; Actinopteri; Perciformes; Serranidae.
CCUCCUUCUCUCUCUGACUCCCUCUCUCUGAGCAGGAAUGUGGAAACCGGAGUCCCACAGACAGUCAGCGCCGCCCGCACGUUUCUGCACCGCACCGGAGUGAAUAACUGAUCUUUGCCUCGGAUAAAUACAUUGAUGAGAAGGAAGUGAUUUGUGAACGAAUUCUGCGGACACUUUGUGGAUUUACACUGUCAGCUCGAACGCAUUUCUUUUCUCUUUUGCUCGACCUAAGAAAAGUUUGCUUUGAGCCCCAACACAGCUGGAGUCAGCAGAUGGAAAUAACCUCUCAGUGUUCACCGAGCGCACCUUAUUCCGGAGCUCUCCCAACAUGGACCCGGAGUCACUGAGAAGGUGAAGGCUGCUAGUGUUAAAUGCUCACUGCAAGGCUUCCCACAAAACAGCGACCGCUCAUAUAACUGCUGUUAGUUCAGUGACAGUGUGAACCAUUUGCAGACUGUUUACCAUGGCGUCUAGUCUGACAUGUACGGGUGUUAUCUGGGCCCUGCUGUCCCUGCUGUGUGCUGCUGCCUCCUGCGUUGGCUUCUUCAUGCCCUACUGGCUGCUGGGGACACAGAUGGACAAGCCAGUGUCCUUUGGCACGUUCCGGCGCUGCUCCUACCCGGUGAGGGACGAGGAGAAGCAGGCCACGGUGAUGCUGGAGCAGUGCGGGCGCUACGCCUCCUUCCACGGCAUACCAAGUCUGGAGUGGAGGAUCUGCACAGUGGUGACGGGCGUGGGGUGCGGCCUUCUCCUGCUCGUGGCCCUCACAGCUCUCAUGGGCUGCUGCAUCUCUGACCUCAUCUCUCGUACAAUUGGCCGUGUGGCUGGUGGCAUCCAGUUUGUUGGAGGGUGCUUCCAGCGUCCUCAGAGGCAACGAGCAGCCGUGACCAUGCUCCCACUCAGAGGUGACGGUCUGCUCAUAGGAUCUGGCUGUGCACUCUAUCCAUUGGGAUGGGACAGCGAGGAAGUACAACAGACCUGCAACAACAGCUCAGACCAGUUUCAUCUAGGUUCUUGCCAGAUCGGCUGGGCGUAUUACUGCACAGGGGCAGGGGCAGCUGCCGCCAUGCUGCUGUGCACCUGGCUGUCUUGUUUUGCGGGGAAGAAGCAGAAGCAGUACCCGUACUGAAGGGAGCAUCAGAGAGACGGGGGACAGGCAGAGACGUCAGGCGGUACGACGAUAAGGAAGAGGACUCUGACUCUGUGGACUCAUGCCGGUACAGCACAUCAGGCACCAAAGACAACAAGUCGUUGUGGUGCCAAGGACAUCAUGGGACACAACUCAUCUGACAACUGCAGGGACCGUUUCAUAAUGCAACACACACAUACAUGGCUUUGAAAACUGGUUCUUCUCUUACAAGCUGUUCUUAAAUGAAAAAUGUACGGACCAAUCCUGUUUGUAAAAUUGUUACAUUUCUUUAAUGAAAAGAGUAUUCUCUGUUUUUUUGUCUUCCUCCUCUUCAGUCAUUGAUGUUUAUGUGAUAGUGUGCCCUGUGAUGAAGAGAAAAGUAAUAUUGCUUCAUUGUUACGUGAAGUGUUUCUGUCUCCUCUUCAUGCCUCAUCCUUGCCUUAAACACAAACUGAAAUGCAAUAAUCCCUAUAAAGCAAUCCAACACUGGCUGCCUGCUUCCUCAACUCAGCCUUUUCAGAUCCCCCCCAAAAAAUCUAAGCAUAGUUUAUUUAACACAUUCAUAAAAUAUACGUUGUGUAUGAUAAUGUAUUUUAUCAUAUUAGCACAUGUUUUGUAUUCACUCUUCAAAGUAUUCUUUGUCAUUAUUUUCUUUUUGUAAAUAAAUGCUUAUUGAA